Osmerus eperlanus (European smelt) is the source of this 2459-nucleotide messenger RNA. Its product is annotated as ubiquitin-conjugating enzyme E2 G1-like. The coding region runs from base 136 to 645 and encodes 169 amino acids. Gene Ontology annotation, molecular function: ubiquitin conjugating enzyme activity. Gene Ontology annotation, biological process: ubiquitin-dependent protein catabolic process; protein polyubiquitination. Lineage: Eukaryota; Metazoa; Chordata; Actinopteri; Osmeriformes; Osmeridae. The record is from RefSeq and is a predicted model, not a curated record. The transcript has 6 exons.
CUGACUGAGUAUAGCAGCACUAGUUUCGUAGACACUAGCCUGCCAGUUUUCCAAGGAACUGAAUCCGACUUCAUUUAAAUUCUUCUGGCACAGUUUGGUGGCACUGCAUUUAUUUUUUGUUAAAGCCCACAUACCAUGACAGAACAAUCAGCAUUACUUCUUCGAAAGCAAUUGGCAGAGCUCAACAAAAACCCAGUGGAAGGAUUCUCAGCUGGCCUAAUAGAUGACGAGGACAUAUAUAAAUGGGAGGUUGUCAUAAUCGGACCACAAGACACCCUUUUUGAAGGUGGUUUUUUUAAAGCGUACCUGACUUUUCCCUAUGACUACCCUCUCCGGCCUCCCAAGAUGAAGUUCAUCACUGAACUCUGGCACCCUAAUGUUGCAAAAAAUGGGGACGUGUGUAUCUCAAUUCUUCACGAACCAGGGGAGGACAAGUUUGGCUAUGAGAAACCUGAGGAACGCUGGCUGCCCAUCCACACUGUAGAGACCAUCAUGAUUAGUGUGAUCUCUAUGUUGGCUGACCCAAACAGUGACUCACCUGCAAACGUGGAUGCUGCUAAAGAAUGGAGGGAUGACCCCAACGGGGAAUUCAAGAGGAAAGUGGCACGCUGUGUACGAAAAAGCCAGGAGAUGGCGUUUGACUGAAAGAGUUCCAGGUUAAAGGAAAUGGCUUCAGAAGGAAAAUGGUCUGUUCAGCAAACGGCUUUUGCAUCCCUUCUUUUGCCAGCCGAGGAAUCUGGUUGGUCCCCAGGCACUUCCUUGUAGUUGUUUAUGCAGAAGACGAGCCAAUGUAAGAAACCUACCAGCGUAAAUUACCCACCAUUUCCUUCCUGGAAUUGUAUAUUUAAUUUAAUUUAUUUUGAAAAUAUAUCAAUGUAAGAUAUGUCAUUACUGUAAAUGAACUCCCUUUUUUAUCUGCUGUUGAACAGUUUCUACUUUGUACCAGGUUUCUUAUGCAAUUUAGUGGAUGUUUGACGUGCUUGAAGAGUGUAAACAAUUACAAGCCUGUUCACUUGAUAGGUUAUCAUUCGUCUUCUGAUCCUCACAAUCGUCCCCACAUGAUAUUGGUUUCUAAGACCUUGUCAAAUGUUGUUUUGUUCACCACUGUCAUUUAAUCACUGCUGCCUUAUGUUAAUUCUACUCUGUCAUCGACAUUAUAUCUGCCUGGUGAACCUGUGGCCCUUUUUACUUGGAUAAUCAAUAUUUCAAUUACUUAUCAUGGCACAGUUUUGUUGACGGUGAUAUCUUACACAACCAAAAAUGUUCCAGGGGUUCCUUUGUCUUAAAUCAACCCUUAAAAACCCAACUCGAUGUGUACUCACUGAAUGGUGAGCAUGUGACUAUAAAACUACCCCUCUCUCACUUGCUGGUCCUAAUUAAGAAGUGUUCAAUUCACGUGAAAGGUUUUGGGUUGAUUGGAGGUGGGACAUAGAAUUAAGCUGUGAUUAUUCAGAGGGUAGACUGGGAUUUGAACUGACCUUACCUCAACUUAAAUGAAUUACAAAUGUGAUGCAUAUUUAUGAUAGUUGGAUUUCCUCUUUCUGUUGCCUUUUUCCUUGUCUUAAUAGAUUUUGACUUACAGUAGCUAAUAUCGGAACAACCAUGAUGACAAAUAUGUAUUCAGAUGUUUAAUUCAUAUCCUCAUCUGUAAGAUUGUAUCAAUCAACUGACACUAAUGCUAACUGCCAUGCUAACAUGUUAGUCAGUGGUGCAGUCUAUGGAGAACAACAUGCAAUUCCUUGUCUGAAAAUAUUAUUUGAUCAAUUGAUGAGAUGGUAGUUUUUUUGUUUAGAAUUUAUUGGGGGGGGGGGGGGGAUAUGGUAAAAAAUCCUGCUAAUGUAGUUAUUUCGCCAUAGUGUGGGAUUUUUUGUGUUGAUAGGCCUCGUGAUAUUGAAUAAUCCUUCAAAUGCAUCUGAUGUCAAUUGAUAACGGACAGACUUAUUUUUUUUGUCAGUUGUACUUCAUUUGUUAUGCACAAUCAACAUUUAAAUUAGGAAAAGGGGAGGUGGGGGCAAAUACAACUUGUGCUCAAUGAGACCACUUUGUUUUAACAGUGUUUAUUAUAACUGUUUGAGCUACCAUAAAACCUACAUAGAAUCAUCAUUACCAAUGUCCAAACCCUGGUUAAUCUACAAAUAUACCUAAAAUGGCGCAUGCAAUCAGGUUGUUUUUUGAGAUAUUGUGUACUACUGAUGGAAUUCUGUAUAGGUUUUAAGGGACGUUACUGUUAUCUUUGUAAUUUGCAAACCAACCAUGACCUCCUCUGACCGGUGUUCACUGUACUUGCACAUGCUCAGUGCAUUGUCAUGAUGCCAUGGAAAUGUCAUGAAGCAAUAGACUUAGUUGUGUUUUACAGGUAAUCCUUUUCUCUCCCAUUAUCCCCCAAAUGUGUUUAUUUUAUCACUUGGUUUAUGCAAUGUAUAUUUGACACGAGCUCAAUAAAAUGUGGAUGUCAUGUG